Phragmites australis (common reed) is the source of this 2017-nucleotide messenger RNA. RefSeq lists its product as uncharacterized. The record is from RefSeq and is a predicted model, not a curated record. The transcript is spliced from 13 exons. Lineage: Eukaryota; Viridiplantae; Streptophyta; Magnoliopsida; Poales; Poaceae. Bases 465 to 1787 code for a protein of 440 amino acids.
UCGGACCUACCCCUCCCACCAGCCGUCGUCUCUUCGAGCGCCGCUUCCUUCAAAUCCUCCACCGCCGCUCGUUUCCUCUCGUUACAUUUCCCCCCUCCCACCGCAACCGGACGCCGCCCCCUCGUCCUCAAGCAAAGGCGAGAAGAGAUUGGAAGGAAGCCACUCUCCCCCUCCCGCUCGCCCCUCUCUCGCGUCUUCUUCACAUGGCAGCGCUGCGCCUCCGCGAGCCACUCAAGAAGAACGACCCCCGCUUCUGUUUCUCCGACCCCUGCGCCGACCCGCGCCCCCGUCCCGAUCUCGCCGCCCCCUCCCCCUCCUACGCCUCCCUUCGCGUCCAUCGCACCUGCUCCUGAUCCCAGCCGCCCUCCCUCUUCUCGCGCGGUUCUGCUUUUUCUCGCGCGGUUGUCUCUCGGUCUUUGGACGGCCUUGCGAGUUGUGAGUUCUGAUUCGUGCGCGGUCUCGCCAUGGGGAAGAGGGCGUGGGGUUCUGCAGGCAAGAAGAGCAAGGCCCGCGGCGGUGGGGACGACCUGCUCGACAGCAGCGACGCCGACAGCGUGGGUUCUUCGUCCACCGCGCUGUCGGAUCUCUCGAUCUCGUACGCCACCGAGCACGUCAACUCGCAGGAGUUCGUCCUCGACAAGUACACGGACGCUCUCUACGAGAAGAGGGGGUCUACAAGAGAGGUGGCAUUGGCUAAACUUGUUGAUGCCUUUGAAAGUUUUAUGCUUCAUGGUCUUGUGGAGAACAAGUAUGCCACUCUACUGAGUCUAUUCAACAAUUCCGUGAAAAAGGGAUCUACUAAGGAAGGUUGCCUGGCAGCCCGUGCCAUUGGGUUAUUGGCCAUCACACUCGGUGCUGGGAGUAGUUCACAUGAAAUAAUGGAGGAGUCACAUCCACAACUUUCGAGAGUACUUCAAGCUUGGUCCGAUGCGUCUAAGAUGAUUUCUGCACUUGAUUGUUUAGCUGUCAUCACAUUUGUCGGUGCCACUGAUCUGGCUGAAACAGAGUUAUCUUUGAAAGCCAUGUGGGUUGUGAUUCAUCCAAAGUCAGGCUCAAAUGUGGGAAUUGUCCGGAAACCAAGACCGCCUGUGUUAGCAGCUGCUAUAUCUGCAUGGACGUUUCUCCUAACAACUAUUGGCUCAUGGAGGAUAAAUACUGAUAGUUGGAAAGAUCCCAUUGCGUUUCUCUCUACUCUUCUUGAAGCGGAGGAUCGUGCUGUUCGAAUGGCUGCUGGUGAAGCAUUAGCUGUAUGCUUCGAGUUAAAUCUGCUUGAUGUUUCCUCUUGUGAAGAUGCUGAUGUUAACACUAGAGGAACUGGUGGUUCUAAGAACAAGCUUUUCUUGGAUAUGCAAGCAUUGAAAGCCAAAAUAUCAGGUCUAGCCUCUAACCUCUCUGCAGAGGCAGGGGGGAAGGGUGCAGACAAGAAAAACCUUACUGACCAAAGAGAACUGUUUCAACGAAUCUUGGAUUUUGUCAAGUCUGGUAAGUGCCCUGAAGAAUCUUUAAAGAUUGCAGGAAAGCGUGAUGUCUUAAGGGUUUCGUCAUGGUCUGAAUUAAUUCAGUUGAAUUUCUUAAAGCGGUUCCUUGGGAGAGGCUUUCUGAAGCACGUGCAGGACAAUGGACUUAUUCAAGAUAUAUUUGACAUUAAGACUGACACUACCGAAACACUUUCAUCCACUAAUAAGAAAAUAUUUCGGUCUGAAGAAGAAAAAGGAAGAGCUCUAAAGUUAAACAAGGAUCGUCGUCUAGCUCAGGCGAGGAAGAACUCUGCUAUGUUGGACGAUUAACAGGGAUGGGAAUACAACACACGCUCUGCUCUGCGUUCUCAUUUUAUCUGAACCAUUAUCUGUGUAAACUGCUACAAGCCAUUGAAGGUUGUGCCUUCAUGAUAGUGUACUUUGCGAUGCUGGAGUAGUGUUACAUCCAAAUGAUUUUAUACUGUUCACUCCUCUGUGCUGUCUUUACAUGUGAAACAAGGUUCAGCUGAAAUGCCUACAUUAUGCCUCAUUUCAAACUA